Messenger RNA from Myotis lucifugus (little brown bat), 3294 nucleotides. It is a transcript of the gene RIPK4, whose product is annotated as receptor interacting serine/threonine kinase 4. The record is from RefSeq and is a predicted model, not a curated record. Gene Ontology annotation, molecular function: ATP binding; protein binding; protein kinase activity. Gene Ontology annotation, biological process: protein phosphorylation. NCBI's taxonomy places the organism in Eukaryota, Metazoa, Chordata, Mammalia, Chiroptera, Vespertilionidae.
AAGACGUGGCUCGCCAUCCAGUGCUCGCCGAGUCUGCACGUCGACGACAGGGAGCGCUUGGAGCUUUUGGAAGAAGCGAAGAAGAUGGAGAUGGCCAAGUUCCGAUACAUCCUGCCUGUGUACGGCAUUUGCCGUGACCCUGUUGGCCUGGUCAUGGAGUUCAUGGAGACGGGCUCCCUGGAGAAGCUGCUGGCCUCCGAGCCAUUGCCGUGGGACCUGCGCUUCCGCAUCAUCCACGAGACGGCGGUGGGCAUGAACUUCCUGCACUGCAUGUCCCCACCGCUGCUGCACCUGGACCUCAAGCCUGCAAACAUCCUGCUGGAUGCGCACUACCACGUCAAGAUUUCUGACUUUGGGCUGGCCAAGUGCAACGGGCUGUCCCACUCACACGACCUCAGCAUGGACGGCCUGUUCGGGACCAUCGCCUACCUGCCUCCAGAGCGCAUCCGAGAGAAGAGCCGGCUCUUUGACACCAAGCACGACGUGUACAGCUUCGCCAUCGUGAUCUGGGGUGUGCUGACGCAGAAGAAGCCAUUUGCAGAUGAGAAAAACAUCCUGCACAUCAUGGUGAAGGUGGUGAAGGGCCACCGCCCGGAGCUGCCGCCCGUCUGCAGAGCCAGGCCGCGGGCCUGCAGCCACCUGCUGCGCCUCAUGCAGAGAUGCUGGCACGGGGACCCCCGAGAGCGGCCCACCUUCCAAGAAAUCACUUCGGAGACGGAGGACCUGUGUGAGAAACCCGACGAUGAGGUGAAAGAGGCAACUCAGGACCUGGAUGUAAAAGACCCUCCGGAGCCCAAGACGGAGGCGCCUGUGUCCACGCCCCCUCAAGCGAGCCUCGGGCCCCGGCCUUCGACAAAGGACUACAGCCUCUCCGAGCUGCUGUCCAAGCUGGACUCUGGAAUCUCCCAGACGCUCGAGGCCCGGACGAGCUCAGCCGCAGCUCCUCCCGAAUCCAAACUCCCAUCGGGCGACAGCGGGCAAAGGUUGUCGGGCGUGUCCACGGUCGAUUCUGCCUUCUCCUCCAGAGGGUCCUUGUCCCUGUCUUUCGAGCGGAACCUGAGGGAGUGCGUCCAGUGGCUGCUCCUUCACGACGCCAUCCCCAACCUGACCAACAGGAAGGGCUCCACCCCACUGCACCUGGCCGUGGAGAAGCGGGUGCGGGGCGUCGUGGAGCUCCGGCUGGCCCGGAAGAUCAGCGUCAACGCCACGGACGAGGACCAGUGGACGGCCCUGCACUUCGCGGCCCAGAACGGGGACGAGUGCAGCACGCGGCUGCUGCUGGAGAAGAACGCCUCCAUCAACGAGGCCGACUGCGAGGGCCGCACGCCCAUGCACGUGGCCUGCCAGCACGGCCAGGAGAGCGUCGUGCGCAUCCUGCUGCGCCGGGGCGUCGACGUGGGCCUGCAGGGGAAGGACGCCUGGCUGCCGCUGCACUACGCCGCCUGGCAGGGCCACCUGCCCAUCGUCAAGCUGCUGGCCAAGCAGCCGGGGGUGAGCGUGAACGCCCAGACGCUGGACGGGAGGACGCCCCUGCACCUGGCCGCCCAGCGCGGGCACUACCGCGUGGCCCGCAUCCUCAUCGACCUGCACUCAGACGUCAACCUCUGCAACCUGCUCGAGCAGACGCCCCUGCACGUCGCCGCGGAGACCGGGCACACGAGCACCGCCAGGCUGCUCUUGCACCGGGGGGCCAGCAGGGAGGCGGUGACCGCCGAGGGCUGCACUGCCCUGCACCUGGCUUCUCGCAACGGGCACCUGGCGACCGUCAAGCUGCUGGUGGAGGAGAAGGCCAAUGUGCUGGCCCGGGGGCCCCGGAACCAGACGGCGCUGCACCUGGCUGCCGCCAGCGGGCACUCGGAGGUGGUGGAGGAGCUGGUCAGUGCCGACGUGCUCAACCUGUCCGACGAGCAGGGGCUCAGCGCCUUGCACCUGGCCGCCCGGGGCCGACACGCCAAGACGGUGGAGACGCUGCUCAAGCACGGGGCGCACGUCAACCUGCAGAGCCUCAAGUUCCAGGGCAGCCACAGCCCCGCCGCCACGCUGCUCCGGCGAAGCAAGACCUAGUCCGCUGGCCUCGGAGACCGGGCCCGUGCGGGGCUUCUGUGCCGUUGUCGUGUUCCGCGGUGGGGACAGGCUGAUGCUGUGCGGGUCAGCACCCCUCACCUUGUUGAUGGGCUGGCGGCACUUUGACCGAACAGGCCAUCAAGAAGCGGCUGACUCUUGAUUCGUGCCGGAGUCAGUGUGGGCGGGUUACCCUCCAAAUGAAGGUGUUCGAAGGUGCUGAUCCAUCCGCCCAUCAGUGUGCCGGUGUCAGAGGGACGAUGGGUUGAAAUCAUUUCGUUGUACUCUUGCUCGGGAGGUCGGCCAGCCUCAGGAUGAGGGGUGGGAGGAGCCGUGUCUUCCAUCUUCAUUUGCAGCGGCGGACAAGGCCACCUGUUUCAGAAGGCUUUCGUGGAAUCCUUGUUUUAUGGGACGUUGUCACUAGAUAACACAGUGUCAGCUGUUGCUUUAAACCUUUGAAAAAAUGUUCAUGUCCUUAGGUGGUCCGGUCUGUGAGCAAUGUGUGUAAAGUGAUAAGGCUGGUGUCAAACAGCACCGUGGCCGUGCCCGCUCUGCCCGGCUCGGGAUGUUCUCAGCCGGGCCUUGUGGCGACCACAUGCCUCCCAGCAGCUGAUUGCUCUCAUUCAUUUCCUGUUGCAUAAAGUGUGUUUCGAACUCGAGAGCCAAAUAGGCAAGAGUCAUUUAAAAAUUCACUUGUAACCUCAGUUUCGGACUCUAAACAGUAUUACCUGGUUGGAGGGACCACCGAGCUCGUUGGCCCCUUUCCAGCUCUGGUGUUCGGGUGGUCAUUUGUGGGGAGCGCUGCUGUUUUGGGGUCUCAGAGGGGCCUUCUGACCCUUUACAAACCUCUGAGCUGUGUGACCCCCAGGACAGCUCCAGGAGACCCCCGGGCCCCCGUGGCUAUAAAGGAUGUGGUUGUCUGGCCUCUCGGUCAUUGUCCUGUGUGCGCCACGUGGUGCUCCCCCCCCCCCCAAUACUGUUAUUAGAGUGAAUUUGCUGCAGGAGGUGGUCCUGUGUGCAAACGUGCCUGUGGUGUGUGAUACAGAGAUUGAUAUUAAUAUACCAUGUAUGUUAAUGUGAAUCUGGGGGCUGGAUACUUCUUUUCUAUGACAGGAACUAUCCAGACUGCUCCGAGCUGGCUAUGUUUUAAUAUGCCUCGUGCUUUUACUGUACUGUUUGUGCUCCUGUUGUCCUGAUGUAAAUAAAGCUAAGUUCUUUUCUGCUUUUGUUGAA